Tuber aestivum (summer truffle) is the source of this 2572-nucleotide messenger RNA. NCBI's taxonomy places the organism in Eukaryota, Fungi, Ascomycota, Pezizomycetes, Pezizales, Tuberaceae. The record is from the annotation of a GenBank genome assembly.
GACUGGUCGAAGCUCCAAUCGAGUGUGAGUACAAAUACCACGAGUUGGCCUCCUUCAUCCGAACUUCCCUAGCUUAAGCAAAACCUCACGCGACUGAGUCCAUGGAGGAGAAUCACUCCGCUUCGCAUUCUCAUCCUACUGCGGAAUUGCUGGAAUUCCCCACGUCUACUCCGCCGUCCCCUUCUCCGUCUCCUGCCUCUACAAUCUUAUCGGCUUCACACGUUGAUAGCGGUGCAGAAACCCCUUAUGGCAGGCGGAAACACGGGAGGAGGAGGCGAGGUGCUUCCAGGCGAGAACCAGAGGAUGGGACAACUGUUCCCUGUGUUGAUUCGGACACUGAACCGACCCCACAGGAAAAAACUCGCUGUGAGUAGAGGAGAAAACUUGGGAAAGGGCUAUCUAAUUAAUAUGUAGACGAGGAAGCGGUGGGGGAUUGGUUCUCCAACAAGCGACCACGACAAUUUCCUACGGUUUUGUUCAGGGUCCUCGGAAAGAUGGACCAGGAACGGGAGGAUUGGCGAAAAAAAGAAGAAAACCAAAAAUGCCCACAUGAGGUUAUUGCCGAGGCGUGGCUUUCACCACAGCUAAACAAAUGUAUGCUUUUGGUGGUCGAUUUUUCCUUCUUUUCCUUGAGGGGGCAAAUGCUGACAAUGGAACAGCUCCGCACUUUAGAGGUCGGAACGGAAUUGUAUUAUGGAGUUGGUUGGAAAAUUCGGUAUGUGUUAUCGUUCUUUCAGGAUCAGAUUGUCAUCAUCGGCCAUGGACUUCUGGCUGAUCCGUCCGAGGUGGUAAACAGAGGCUGAAAGAUGAUCAUUUUACACUAAUGUAAAGUAGCGCUGUGGGAGCCUUCACUUUCUAGAGCUAAUGCCCGCCAUAGCUCUCUUGCUGGCCUGACCCAAGAUAUUCUCAAAGCGUUGUUGAUACACUAUGAUAUCAAAAUACAGUGCCUCUACGACAUGCUUUUUGUAGAUGGCUUCUCUGCGAACCUCCAUCCCCCGUCAGCGAACGGUAUAGUGGGCCCUUACGGGAUUGUGUUUCUAGCAUGGCUGAACCUUGUAUGAUAGUCUUCUCGUUGUGCUUUGACUUCCUUCGGCAGGUGCCAUUGGGUACCGAACGAAAAGGCUACAUACAAACAUUCCCAGAGCUUGAGAAUUACAGACGGGAUCACGUAUUAUCGUGGAAGUGGGAUCCGGAUGCCCCGGAGCGCAAAGAAUCGUUAGUAUCUCCAAUCGUCUCCCCCAUGCCGGCCCGUUAAUGCUAGUGCCACAGCGACCGGGGGUUCGAUAUCUGCCGAGCUUCAAUAUGGAUUCGAAGGGAUCUCAAGAUGAAUAAGAAGACGGCGAUAUUCUAUACUCAGCCAAAGAGGUCCAAACAUAUUCCCAACAAGGGUCAGACUCAAUGGCGAAUGAGUCAGUUCUGUGAUGAUAUAAAUAGCCGGACGCGGCGGAAGCUAGAGGAUGUUGACCCGGAAGAUAGUGAGGAUAUUUUUCACUUCUUGCACCGAUACUUUAAGGAUACGUUCAAAUGGACACGGGUACUUGAGUUGAAUCAGCGGAAAGUCCGUGCGUUGGUAAGUCAUCUUUAUUGGAUUAUGUCAAGAGAUAUCCUAACUUGUGCCCCCCAACGUAGGAGAGGGAAGCUUUCGAGUCGCCAAUGAUUGAGACUACGAGAGAUAUAUACCGACAAAGGUCGGCUCUGGACACACACCUUUCAAUACUUAAUCUGCAAAGAACAAUGAUUUCCGCGCUUUGUAGUCGCGAAGUGCAUGAUGAGAUGUUCUGGCCGAAGGAUGCUAGAUUAUUAUUUGGAGACAUCGAGGAUACUCUCGGUGAAAAAAUAACCGACUUUGAGAGAAUGAGGAAGCAAUGUGAUGAUAUUCAGAACCUGGUCAGUACAAGCAAUACCUGGAGGACAGAUCGUCAACCCUACCCAAUACUGAAACUGGGUACAAUUAGAUUUUCAAUACAAUAGCAAUUGAAGAAAGUCGGGCGGCAGUUGAUCAAGGCCGAAGCAUUGGCCGAUUAACGUGGAUGACUUUUGUUUUUCUCCCUUUGUCGUUUGUAGCUGUAUUCACCCCUUUCCUAUCCUGUCUUCAGCUCCACUAUCUAACCAAUGCAGUCGAUACUCGGAAUGAAUGUUUUCCAACUCGAGAAUGCUAGCCUAUGGCUCUACUUUGCGGUCUCUGCCCCGCUACUAGCGUUUAUUAUCCUUGGUCUUGUGCUCCUCAAAGCAGGCAUCCUGUACAGCCAAAGUGGAAGACCCAACCUCAACUUUUUCAGCUGGGUACUCGCGGGCAGGCCCGGAAAACAACGAUUAGCUAGGCUUGACCUGGAGAAGGGAGGACUAACUGAGAAACUAAAAGAUCGGUUGGGAAGCACUAGUCAGACACGAAAGGAUAAUUCGCCAAUUGAGAAGGGGAAGGGGAAAGGGAAAAGCAAGAAUAGAGGCAAGAAGCAAGAGUAAUAUGGAAUGGUUUAUGCUACAUGUGCUAGGGUAUAUAUGUUAGGGUAUAUAUGUUUUAAUCUCCAAACUACAAUAUCAGUCCCGGAAUAGAAAGACGUUUAGUUAAUAA